GGCUCGCCGGAGGCUUCAAAUGGGCCGAGGGGGAACCGUUCUGCACAGCGACAGAACCGAGAUGCAGCGACUCAACGUGCUCGUGUGCCUCGCAGCCUGUGUGGCUUCGUCUCUGGCCACCAUCUUGGACCCCAGAGGAGCGCGGCCGGUGGAGCAAGGCACCAGAUCGGAUAAAUGUGCCUCUGAGAAGGAGUGGCCUUUCUGCACCGACGACCAAUGGGGCUCCAAGUGCCCGUCGGGCUGCAGGAUCCAGGGUCUGAUGAACCACUACGACCACGAAGCCCUGACGAAGAUCGAGAAGAUCCGCAGCCUCCUGGAGCAGAACCGGGCCAAGCACCGCUCCACGGACCUGGUCACCAAGGAGACCUACGGACACCUGACGGAGAAGCUCACGCUGGACGCCGGUAACGAUAACAACUACUACGACCUGGCCCAGAAUCUGCGUAAGAGGAUCACAGACAUGAAGAUCAGGAUCGACCGACAGCUGGGGGUCCUGCAGGCCCUGAAGGAGCGGGUCAGAGACCAGGUGGUGGAGAUGCAGAGGCUGGAGGUGGACAUCGACAUUAAGCUCCGCUCCUGCAAAGGUUCCUGUAAAAGCUACACCCAGUACGACGUGGACCACGAGGACUACACGGCCCUGGAGAAACAGGUCCAGCAGCUGGACUCCCGGUCGCCCGCGAGCGUCCAGUCCGUAGGGACGCUGUACGUGAUGAAGAGCCGGCCGAUGAAGAACACCGUGGUCAACACGCUCCACAAGUCCAAGAACGUGGACGGCGGACAGCAGAGCGAGAACAUGUUCCCCGAUGUGCACACUGUCGAGUUCAUCCUCGAGCAGGAGGGCUCCAUCUCAUCACCGGCAACCAUCUCCAAGGUCUCAGGGACUUCGUACUCUCAGUCUACGCCCUCAUCGGGGUCUUCCUCCUCCUCCUCCUCCUCCACCUCAUCUAAAUCCAUCACCGAGUUCGGGGGCGAUUUCUUUGACAUGGGCGGCGGUGGCGGUGGCGGUGGCGGCCUCAGCCAGCCCAGCACAGGUGGUCACACGUCCACCAAAAGCGUUGGCUGCUCCCGGAGCAUCAGGAAGACCAUCGUCCACUCGAAGGACGGGCCGGUGGAGAAGACGGAGGAGGUGAUAGAGGGAGGACCCGAGUGCCGGGGCAUGACGGACCUCACCAAGGGCGGGAUGGGCUCCCUCUCUCCUGGCUUCACAUCAUCAUCCUCCUCUUCCUCCUCUUCGUCCUCUUCGUCUUUGACCAAGGCCGUCCACACCGGCGGCACCAAGGGUUUUGACCUGAAGGAUCCGUUCGGCGACGACCUCGGCCUCUUUAGGAUGUCCGAAGUCGAGGACGACCUCCCCGACUUCCACGCCCGGAGUGUGAAGAGCUCGCGCACCGAGCGCCACGCCGAUUAUGUAGGAAAAGAUUGUGUCGAGGCCCACCAGAACCACCUGAAAGGGGAAGCGAACGGCCUGUUUAAGGUCAAACCCGGCGGCGCGGACUCCGCUCAGGUAGUGGAGGUUUACUGCCAGCAGGAGGGGCUAAUGGGCGGGUGGUUGUUAGUCCAGCAGAGGGAGAGCGGCGCGCUCGGCUUCAACCGGUCCUGGGCCGAGUACCGCGGCGGGUUUGGCUCGGUCGACGCCGGGGGCAAAGGGGAGUUCUGGCUCGGCAACCAGAACCUCCACCUGUUGACGAAUCAGGGCGAGAGCAUGCUGAAGGUGGAGCUGGAGGAUUGGGAAGGGGGCGUGGCCGUAGCCGAGUACGCGAUCGGGGUCGGCCCGGAGGACGAAGGGUACCCGCUGCGCGUGUCCGCGUAUACCGGGGACGCCGGCGACGCCCUGGCGACGCCCACGUCCCACCUGUCCCACGCGGGGAUGAGGUUCAGCACCUUCGACAAGGACAACGACGGGUGGGAGGAGAGCUGCGCGGUGGUUUACGGGGGCGGGUGGUGGUACAACGGCUGCCAGUCGGCCAACCUGAACGGGGUUUACUAUCGAGGCUCGUACGACCCCCAGAAGAACACGCCGCACGCGGCGGAGAACGGCGUCGUGUGGGCGACGUUCAGACCGGCCAACUACAGCCUGAAGAGCGCCCGCAUGUUCGUCCGGCCGGCCGCCUUUUGACCGGAAGGACCAACAAACACGUUUAUGUAUUUGAACCCAAACAAACAAACUGGGGCUCGUGAAUCAUUCUGAGAUUUCAACAGUCAAACAGCGUCUGUGUGUGUGUGUGUGUGUGUGUGUGUGUGUGUGUGUUUCUUUGUGUAUUUUGUUGUGUAAAUGUCUCCGUUUAUCUCUGAACUCUGCUCACUCAAUAAAGAUCCAAUGUUCACUUCAG
Molecule: messenger RNA, 2330 nt
Organism: Cyclopterus lumpus (lumpfish)
Lineage: Eukaryota; Metazoa; Chordata; Actinopteri; Perciformes; Cyclopteridae
Product: fibrinogen alpha chain-like
Exons: 8
Coding region: 20-2116 (698 amino acids)
Biological process (GO): blood coagulation; platelet activation; protein polymerization
Cellular component (GO): fibrinogen complex
Molecular function (GO): signaling receptor binding
Source: RefSeq, a predicted model, not a curated record